This is a messenger RNA of Leopardus geoffroyi (Geoffroy's cat), 1368 nucleotides long. RefSeq names its product family with sequence similarity 237 member B (gene FAM237B). The coding region runs from base 979 to 1368 and encodes 129 amino acids. The transcript has 6 exons. The record is from RefSeq and is a predicted model, not a curated record. Lineage: Eukaryota; Metazoa; Chordata; Mammalia; Carnivora; Felidae.
CGCACGGGUCGGCGGAGACGGUGCAUGCGCUGUAUGAUGGACUCCCACCAACUGGCACAGGCGCAGGCGCUGAGCGGCUUGCCUUAAUGGUAGGUGGGAAAAAGUGACUUCUGUUUAGGCGUAAAGCAGCGAAAAACACUGAGAAAAUGUCGAGGGGCACUGUGGCAAAGGACAAUCGGGUGCACAGUGGAUACCUCAGGAAUGAAUACUUUGCAUGGGAAGGCACUGGAGACUGAAAGGCCGCGAAGGAAUUUUUCCGCUAAUUGAGGAAACCAAAGGUACCACAGAGUCUUCACUCGUUGAAGCGGAGUGGAAAAAACAAAACACACACACACGAGAAGAACCACCAACAGACAAUAAAACCAAAAGCGUAAAAGACAGAAAUUGAGCAGCGAAAGAAGAGGCCGAAAGGCUGUUCGUUCACUGACGAGUAAUCUCUAGUAAAAGCCCGGAGACAAUGCAUUUAAAACUUGGGACACAUGUGUCAGGACCUGAGGUAUAAGAAUGGCCGUGGAAUUAUCAGAAGGACCUUUGAUAAUACUGCUUCCUGCUUAUCCAAAACAAGAGCACUCAUACAGCAGGAAAUUCAGUAUUCAGCAUUAGUCAGUCAACAUGUCCCUGCUGUGUGUGUGGAGUGCUCUUCUAAAUUCUGUGGGGUGUGAUGAUGGUAGUAUUUCCUGGAGAAGCAUGCUGUAUAAAGGAGAACUGGAAUAAACACAAGUGUGACAGAACUGCAACUAAGUGAUUGGAAGAAAAGGAGCGUGGUUUCGGGCUGCGCGCUGACUAGGGCGCCACUCGCGAGGCCGCAACAGAGCCCGCAGCGCCGCCAUCGGCGAGCCAGAGCCUUCCAGACCCGGAGCAUCGAACUGCGGACACCCUUCAGCUGGGCGAGUUUGAGGAGCCGCCUGCAACCUUCGAGGGAGCUCAGCGCACACAGAACACCGCGCUGGAAGCGCGCCUCGGCGCAGACAAGAGAAUAUGGGUUUUGCCACAAGAGGACAGUUCUACCUACCACUGGGCUGCAUGAUGCUGAUCAAUCUGAUUAAUGCUGACUUUGAAUUUCAAAAGGGGGUGCUUGCCAGUAUCAGCCCAGGCAUCACAGAAGAUAUUGAUUUCCAAUGCUGGAAUUCUUGCUCUUUGACAUUGAUAGAUCUCAAGGAACUCAAGAUACAGCACAAUGUGGAUGCUUUCUGGAAUUUCAUGUUGUUUUUGCAAAAAUCCCAGCGGCCUAGACAUUAUAAUGUCUUCUUAAGCAUAGCUCAGGAUUUCUGGGACAUGUAUAUAGACUGCUUGCUCUCACGAUCUCAUGGAAUGGGCAGAAGACAGGUGAUGCCUCCCAAGUAUAAUUUUCCGCAGAACAGGAGGUAA